AUGGAAAUUCGUAACGCAGCGGGGGUUGUUUUCCAUAGCGCCUACCCUGUGCUGUGCAGACAUUUAUCAGAAUUCCAGAAGAUCCUAUAUAAAUGUGAUCUCCAUAGCUCUCAGUUCAUUCCAGUCGGCACAGCGAAAGCUCCGAAAAUGUCGAAAAUAUCCCUGAUCACGUUUUCCGCCAUUUUCCUCUUCCUUUAUUUCAAAAGCGGUGCGGGAGACGACCUUCAAGAGAAGCGCAACGAUGACCCCAACUAUUCGCCCCUUUGGUUCGGCCCUAGAGUGGGCAGGAGGAAGAGGAAUCUGAUGGAGGACGGCUACAAGAGCAACGUGGGCAAGGAAGAGGUGGAGGUGCUGCUGGAUUUGAUCAGGAAAAGUCCGUGGACCAUCGUGUUGUUCAGUAAUGGUAGAACCCACUAUUUGAAUUUCGACCCGAAAUCAUCUUCAGAUGAUGUCACCGAGGAGCAGAUUACCAAUUUGGUGCAAAGGUCCAUGUUUGCUCCGAGAUUAGGAAGAUCCAUGUUCGCACCAAGACUGGGCAGAGAUACAGUCGAAAUGGGACUUGAAUAACGAACCGUAUAAUGAAGAACAAUGAUUAUAAUAAUUGUUGAACAAUUCCGAAUACAAUAAAUUUUCUUGAAGUUGCAAGUA
This is a messenger RNA of Phaedon cochleariae (mustard beetle), 648 nucleotides long. Lineage: Eukaryota; Metazoa; Arthropoda; Insecta; Coleoptera; Chrysomelidae. The record is from the annotation of a GenBank genome assembly.